Molecule: messenger RNA, 2609 nt
Organism: Mya arenaria
Lineage: Eukaryota; Metazoa; Mollusca; Bivalvia; Myida; Myidae
Product: organic cation transporter protein-like
Exons: 11
Coding region: 1-2541 (846 amino acids)
Biological process (GO): transmembrane transport
Cellular component (GO): membrane
Molecular function (GO): transmembrane transporter activity
Source: RefSeq, a predicted model, not a curated record
AUGAAAUUUGACGACAUAACAAUCCUUCUCGGCGAAUUCGGAAGAUACCAAAAGAUCCUAUAUUGCAUAAUAUGCUUUCCAGUAAUAUUCAAUGCAUUCAAUGUGAUGAUCGUGGUGUUUACGUUGGCACUGCCAGACUUCAGAUGUCAGAUCCCAGGUCUUGGAAAUGAUACCUUUGAACUCCAGGGAAAAUGGCACGCUUACCAAAUUAAUCAAACAAUACCAAUGUCGGAAGAAGUUAAUUCAAACUCGUAUGACACGUGCCACGUUUACUCACCUGGAGAAAACAACACCAAGAUUGAAUGCAACUCCUGGGUCUAUGACCAGUCCACGUUCCAGGACACCUUUAUUACAAAGUUUAACCUGGUGUGCGGUUUAGAACUUGCUAGAGCGAAUGCGAACAUGCUGGUUAUGGCAGGAAUGCUGGCUGGGUCUGCGCUUGUUGGAAUAUUCGCCGACAUCCGUCUUGUACGUCGACGAACCAGCCAACGACUGUAUGAGAAUUCAGCCAACGACCUUGCCGAGGACCCAGGCGACGACCGUACCGAAGACCCAGCCGACGACCGUGCCGAGGACCCAGUCGAAGACCGUGCCGAGGACCGAGAGGACGACCGUGCCGAGGACCCAAACGGCGACCGUGCUAAGGACCCAGACGACGUCCGUGCCGAGGACCCAGACGACGACCGCGCUAAGGACCCAGACGACGUCCGUGCCGAGGACCUAGACGGUGACUGUGCCAAGGACCUAGACGACGUCCGUGCCGAGGACCUAGACGGUGACUGUGCCAAGGACCCAGACGACGACCGUGCCGAUGACCCAGACGACGACCGUGUAAAGGACCCAGACGGUGACCGUGCCAAGGACCCAGACGACGACCGUGCCGAUGACCCAGACGACGACCGUGUAAAGGACCCAGACGGUGACCGUGUCAAGGACCCAGAUGACGACCGUGCCGAGGACCCAGACGGCGACCGUGUCAAGGCCCAGACGGUGACCUUGUCAAGGACCCAGACGACGACCGUGCCGAUGACCCAGACGACGAGCAUGUCGAGGACACAGCCGACGACCGCGUCGAGGACUCAGACGCCCGCCUCAUUGACGACUGCGACGACGGCUGUCUCGGGGACUCAACCAACGACAAAGCCGAAAGCUCAGCCGACCACUAUGACCCUGGCCGCGUCGAUGAACCAGCCUGCUGUUGCGACGACGGCUGUCUCGGGGGCCCAACGGACGACAGCACCGAGAGCUCAGCCGACCACUAUGACCUUGGCCGCGUCAGUGAACCAGCCUGCUGUUGCGACGACGAAUGUACCGAGGGCCCAACAGACGACAGCACCGAGAGCUCAGCCGACGCCGACACCCACGCCGACGGGUUUGCUGAUAAACGCCGCCGAUAACAGACUAGGACAUCGGAGAAAAGAUUGCCAUCAAUCCCUGUUAGUUGCUGCGAUGUUUGGGACGGCAUUUGCUCCAAACUACCAAGUGUUGGCUGCAUCAAGAUUUCUGGCAGGGUUUGGACAGAACACAUUUCUGCCUGUGUUUUCAAUGGCGAUGGAACUGGUCGGUCCUUCAUACCGCGUGGCGGCUGGUAUAAUCGUCGAGCUGUUUUGGUGUGUCGGCCUAUUCAUUCUCUGUCUUUUGGCGUACUUUGUCCGCUCCGCGACCAACCUUACACUUGUUGCGGGGGUUCCUAUGAUCCUGGUAUUCCUUUAUAUAUGGCUUAUUCCAGAAUCUCCUAGAUGGCUGAUCUCCAAAGGAAAGAACAAAGAAGCUUAUAAAAUCAUACAGAAAAUUGCGAAGAAGAACCAGGUCACUCUCCCUGAGAACGCCAUCGACGAACAUAGUGUGGAGUCAGGCGAAUCAAUGUCUGUUUUCAAAAUGUUCACAAUUCCAAAACUUCUUAUUCGGACCUUGAUAAUCUACUUAAAUUGGGCCGUGGUUAACAUGGUUUAUUACGGUCUUGGCUUGAACGUUGGAAAUCUGGGUGGAAAUAUCUACGUCAACUUUGCCAUCAACAGCGCCGUGGAGACGGCGGCGUACCUACUAUGUCUCGUUUCCUUGCACAGAGUGGGUCGGAAGACAUUGCAUUCUGGAAGCAUGAUUGUCGGCGGCGUCGCAUGCCUUUUGACAAUUUUCUCCACACUUUAUGGCGGAACAUCCUUGCAUUGGCUGACAAUAGCCCUUUCAAACAUCGGGAAGUUUGGAAUAUCUGCAGGAUUUGCAAUCGUGUAUAUCUGGACAGCUGAACUGUUUCCCACGCUGGUCAGAAACUCGGGGAUCGGUUCUAGUUGUAUGGUCGGACGUUUUGGAAGCGUCAUUUGUCCCUACAUAACAGACCUUGGUCGUUUUGUGCCGGGAAAAUUUGGGCAAGCUCUACCACUGAUUGUGUUUGGCGGUCUCUCCGUAGUUGCCGGUUUACUGUCCCUUUAUUUGCCGGAAACCAACGGAGUUCCUCUGCCGGAAACCAUACAGGAUGCAGUCAACUUCGGCACCAAGAAGGAGAAAAACAAUGAUGCCAAAGAGAAGGCCUCUUUAGUAUAACCAACAUGUUUGUGAAUGCGCUAAUAUUCAAGAGACAACACUUCCUCAAAUACUACGUGUUAUUCGAG